Molecule: messenger RNA, 2139 nt
Organism: Colias croceus (clouded yellow)
Lineage: Eukaryota; Metazoa; Arthropoda; Insecta; Lepidoptera; Pieridae
Product: pancreatic lipase-related protein 2-like
Exons: 11
Coding region: 391-1971 (526 amino acids)
Biological process (GO): lipid metabolic process
Molecular function (GO): triacylglycerol lipase activity
Source: RefSeq, a predicted model, not a curated record
UGUCCAACCCGUAGUGUAUCUGCACUAAUAAUAUUUAAUUACUCGAGUGCUUCACAAACUAACAGACCUCUCGUGCGUCAAUCAUAUUUAACAAAUAACCGCUCAUUGAUAACGUCGUAACCUCUGUUAUCGGCAUAUCCCGGAACGUCUGCGAACUAGAAGCAAUGCGGAUCUAUUAGGUAACAAUGUCCAAGCAGAUGAGUCUAGUGCAUUUAUGAUUCUAUAUAAACAAGGAGCGUCUCGAAAACAUUUCAUUACGCUGACAAUCGGACAAUUAACAAGAGCGUUAUUCGAUACUCGGUCAGACACAGAUCGCAUUACAUUAAGCGUUUUGUUAUCGUCCAUAGUGACACGUGCUUUGCCAUACGAAAGUUCGCGUGAAAAAUAAAAAUGUAUAACAGGACAAGUGCAACUCUGAUGCUCCAAACUAUAAUGGUCUUAAUGGACAAGCAGAAUUCGACCGAUGUUACCAACUUCCCGAGCUCCUUCUACGAGGAUGCAGAGAUAGAACGAUGCUACAAUGUAUACGGGUGUUUCUCGAAAGCUUAUCCUUGGACGGAGCACCGCCCUGAUAAUUACUUUCCUGCGCCGCCGGAAUCUUUGGGAGUCAGGUAUGCUGUGUUUACAAGACGAAAUAGAAAAUUACCAGUGCUUUUACAAGCUACAGAUGUAGAAAAAGUUCGAAAUGCGAAUAUAGAUCCAAGAGGACCUUUUUAUUUCAUUUCUCAUGGGUUCCUUGAUGGAGGUCAUAAGCUAUGGAUACAAAACAUGGCAGAUGCUCUUCUCAAUUUAGAAGGGAAUGAAGCGGCAACAGUCACUAUAGUGGAUUGGCGGCGUGGUUCCCAACCACCGUAUGGUCAAGCUGUAGCUAAUAUACGACUUGUGGGGGUCAUGACGGCACAUCUUAUACAUACUUUCUAUAUAGAGCUGGGCUUAUCAAACUUGAACAAUUUUCACUUUAUUGGUCAUUCCCUUGGGUCGCAUUUAGCCGGCUAUUGCGGCCAUUCCCUGCAAAAAAGAUUUAAUCUCAAACUAGGACGGAUAACGGGUCUAGACCCCGCGGCGCCAUACUUCAGUAAUACCGUCACUUUAGUACGGCUGGACAGAUCUGAUGCUGAAUAUGUCGAUAUUAUCCAUAGUAAUGCGAUGCCGCUGUACUUUUCAGGUUUUGGCAUGUCAGAACCGAUAGGCCACGUAGAUUUCUAUCCCAACGGUGGUUCUACACAACCGGGAUGUAAGGCAGAAAAUGCGGGGAACCAACGGUCGGGCGAUAUGUAUCAACAAGUUGCGAAAUUUGUUGCGUGUGACCAUGAGAGGAGUUAUGACUUCUUUACAGAGAGCAUUGCGCCGAGUUGCCCGUUUAUGGCUAUUCAGUGUAAAUCUUAUGAGGCAUUUCUAGAAGGCAACUGCACAACAUGUGACAAUAAGCACCUAUGUAUACCCGUGGGUCUUCACUCCCAAAAUGUGUAUAAGCGGCUACAAAUGGGCGGACUAGUGGAUUCCAAUUCUAAUGUCGCUCUUUACGCUUUAACUGGCAAUACGAAACCAUAUUGCAGAGUACACUACGAAGUGAAAGUGAAAGUGUCGAAUUCAACUGAAAGUAACAUCCACGGGCCCGAUGUUGGCAAAGUAUCAAUAACAUUGGUCGACAGAAAUAAUAAUAAGAGCGAUCAUAAAUUCCUGAACGAUGAGCAAAAAUAUUACCGGCCUGGCGAUACGCAUACGAAAUUAAUGGCGUUCAAGGAUACAGGUCAUCCGCCUUUAUCCGUUAUCGUGGAAUGGAAGUACGAAACCAAUAUAUUGAAUCCAAUGACAUGGAGAUUACUCAAAUCUUCAAGUCUUUAUAUUGAAUAUAUAAAAAUAUCGUCGAUUGAAUAUAAUACUGAUAUAACUGUUUGCCCGAAACAGAAGAAACCUGUGGUCGCCAACUUACCGACAUUAAUGAAAACUAAAUACUGCAUGCGAACAUAGCCUUUAUGGAAAACAAAUUUUAACUUGAGCUUUAUAAGAAAUGCAAAUUGACCCCAAAAAGUAUUGCCAUAGUAUUUCAUUUUUUAAGUUAUGUUAACUAUAUUCUUUAAAUAUAUGUCUAUGUUAUUCACAUAUUUUGUUUUAAGUAGGAAAUUAAACAAUUAUUAA